GCUUUCUGGUGAGGUGUCCUCGCUCUCAGCUGGAUCAAGUCAUGGCCAACAAAACAAAAACUCUGACAGUGGCAGCGUCUAAUCUGGAGUGAUGUGAUGAGACUCCAGCCAGAUGUAGGGCAUCGGGGUGGAUCAGGCAGGUCUGAAGAGCAGAAGAGGUCAGGAUCUUGGUCUCAGGAUCGACAUGUAACUCAGAGGGACACAGAGUGAAGGGAGAGAGAGAGAGAGAAAACACAGGUUGUUAGACGCAGGCAGUUUCGGAUGGGGAGUUGAACAUGUCGAGGUUGUCGGGUACAGGCAGCAGCCCGAGUCUGAGCAGCAGCUCUGCUGGAGGAGAGCUUCCUAGUGGAGUAGAUGGUCCAGCCAGCAGGGUAGUCAGCUGGGCCGUAUGCUUCGAACGCCUGAUGGAGGACCCAGUUGGAGUGCGCUACUUUACCGCUUUUCUCAAUUCGGAGGUGAGUGCUGAGAACAUCCUCUUCUGGCAGGCCUGUGAGAAGUUCCAGAAGAUUCCACCUACUAAUCUGGAUGAGUUGAAGAAGCAAGCCCACUCUAUCUACGAUCUAUAUCUGUCUGAGAAUUCCUUCAAUGCCGUGAACAUAGAUGACACGGCACGCAUUAACAAGAGUGACCUGGAGAAACCUACACCAGAAAUGUUUAGCAAAGCUCAGCAACAGAUCUAUAAGUUGAUGAAGUUUGAUAGUUACGCACGGUUCGUGCGCUCUCCACUCUAUCAGAACUGCAUGCUGGCCAGUGUGGAGGGACGACCCCUGCCUGACCUCGAGCCUCAAAAUAAGUGCGUCACUCCAACCAGUGGCAGGAAGAGUGCAAACGUGAAAACGCCAUCAUCUGACAGUAAAGCCAACAAAAGGAAGAAGCUUGAGAAGAGAGGAUCAUGGGGAGAUGUGUCUUACCGGCAGAUCACAUUGUCAAGGCAGGAGUCUCAGAUCUCGGUGAAAUCCAGCAGCAGUGUCGAGUUGGGGUCGCUAUCCAACAGAUCAGAGGACGGCUCCUGGAGCCCUGUCGGUUCAGAGCCGAACUCAUCUGCUCGGGCGGAUAAGUACUGCUGUGUGUUUAUGCCCGAUGGCACCGCCAGCCUGGCACCGGCUCGAGCCGGUCUGACUCUGCGUGACAUGCUGAGCGGCCUGUGUGAGAAAAGAGGGUUCCCCAUGAAAGACAUCGUGAUCUACCUACAGGGCAAGGAUAAGAAUGUGUGUCGCAAACAACAGCCUCUCUCUUUGGACCAGGACAGUUCUAUCCUGCAGGAUCAGCAGGUCUGCCUGGAACUCAGAGUAACAUUUACUUUGGAGAUCGUGUUCACAGGGAAGACGAUUGGCAUCGUGGCCAAAUCGAGUAAGACUCUGGGAGAUGCCAUUUCCUCUGUCCUACAGAAACACCAUGUCCGACCACAGGAUGCCGUCAUCACUGUGAGUGGAUCGAAAGACCCCUUAAACAUGGACGGCAGUCUGUUACCCCUGGCCAACAAGACUCUCUGUCUGGAUCGAGUCAAAAGUGAAGGUGACGCCAAGGGAAGUCCAGCUAUAGAACGAGGCCGAAUGAGUGGCAAGCCCAAAAAUGAGAUGGAAGGUCUGGUGGAGAUGCUGACCCGCAUACAGUGCAGCCGGGCUGAUGACCAGCGUGGCUUAUUAACCAAAGAACAAUUGGCGCUGCCCUUGUUCUUACAGAUCCCUGCACAGCAGAGCAAGGAAAAGAGUGAAGAACAGAACCCUGAGAACAUACAGGAGAGCCGCUCAAACACACAAACGAAAGCAGCAGAUAAGGGGAAACCCUGCAUGAAUGGAGAUCAUAAAGACUCUAAUGAAGAGAAGAGUAAAACAGAACAAAGUGACUGUGCAGGUUCUGCAGAGGAGAUGUCACAUUGAGGACAUGUGUGUGUGUGCUUGUUGUGUGUAUGGAACAGUCUUCAUAUUUAGCAUAUUCUCACACACAUUAUUUGAUGAAGACUGUAAACUGUGACACUGUUUAUUUUGUAAAGACAAAAGAGGAGCAAAGAGAACUCUGUGCAGAGACAUCUGAGAUUUGUGUUGUGUAUUUAUUUUGUCCUUUUGUGUUUUUAUGAUCAAGCAUGCUCAUACUAUAUUUAUUUUUUAGUAUUGUUUGAUGCACUUGCACAUGCUUUAUAUGAGAUUUUUAUUCACUUAUGAAUUUUUCACUUGAAGUAAUUUGUCCCAAAAUAACAGAAUUAACUUUUUCUGAAAGAUUUGUGUUUAAUAUGUCUGUUUUGUUGUCUGCAUUGGUACCUUUGCUCUUCAGGUCUAAUACAGUCUGAUACUGGAAGAUGAACUGUGAAUGAUCUCCAUGUCUAAACUUAUUAAUAUACAGAGGUACAUUCCACUAAGAAACUACAUUUCCCAUCAGGCCACUUCCGCGUUGACCUGCGUCAUGCCGGGGCGGGGUCACCGCUGCAUACAGGGAAGCAUAAAACAAUGGGACAAUGCUUCCAUCUUUGUCUCUCGUGUCUGGAUUUCAAGGAAUCUAGACGCACAAAAGAGAUGCUCUCCACCAAAAAGACAUCUUUUUCUUUCUUUCUUGCAAGAUCCAUCACUCAGCGCGAUUUUCUUUCUUACCCUUGGCCAAGGUAAACUCCAGAGUCGCGCGAUCUUUAAACUCAACCUGAGUUACAACCAGUUUAUUCGUAUUAGAAGUGACGUCACGACUGCAGCCCAGGCAGUUAAAAGUUAAGAAGCGAUUGAAUCCUUUUUAACUCAAAAGCGCUGUGCAUCUUAUUCUGAUCAGAGACUUUUCCUCACGAACGCUGCAGUUCGGACCAAGAAUCCUCUGCUUUCCACGGGAACCACCCAAGUGCUCCGCUGGACCAGAAAGUUCUCUACGCCUCCAUCACGAGCGGCUCACGUGCUCCAACGGCAAGGCCCAAAACUACACCGGCGAAUAUUUCUUCAUAUCUUGCUAAAGGCAGGAUUAAGUAAGAUUUUGGCAUUUGGGCAUAAUUAAGAUAGUCUUAGGAAUUUGCUUUUAUUGAAAUAGUGUGAAUUUAAACCCAGGUUUAUCUGUUACACUGUUAAACAUGCAGCGUGUUGAAUUGUUCUGUUUUUGUUUUAAUCUCAAUUGUUUUAAUAGACAGGCUGUGCAUGCUUCUCUCUCUCUUAUUCUUACUAACAUUUUAAUUUCAUUAUUAUACAUCUUGAUCUCAUCAAGAUUUCAGUGGAUUCAGUAUGGUUAUGAGCUAGUGGGUUAGCUACAGCUUCCCUUUGUCUUUAGCAACACGUGCUCAGUAGGCCUCACCAGGCCUAACAAACACACUUUAGCUAGGCCAUAGGGCCUUUCACAAACACACACUAGCAACAUAAGGCUAAUCUAGGCCUCCACCAUGUGUAGUUAGCUACACGAGGCUAAACACAUGGUCAAGUCAUUCCCACACACACAAGCACACAUUAGCAACAGAGCUAAUCCUUUGUUCUAUUUCGAUAACAUUCCUUUGUUUUAGCUAGCAACAAGCUAGGCCACACACACACACACCACACAUAAACACACACACACAUAUAUACACCUCACUGCUUGUAUAUAUUGAUUAUUAUUUUUAUCUUUGUAUAAUAAAUUCAUUUAUUAUCAAA
Molecule: messenger RNA, 3590 nt
Organism: Neoarius graeffei (lesser salmon catfish)
Lineage: Eukaryota; Metazoa; Chordata; Actinopteri; Siluriformes; Ariidae
Gene: rgs14a
Product: regulator of G protein signaling 14a
Exons: 16
Coding region: 276-1880 (534 amino acids)
Biological process (GO): signal transduction
Molecular function (GO): GTPase activator activity
Source: RefSeq, a predicted model, not a curated record